GAUACUUAUAAGAUUCUUAAUUAAUAAAGGAUCUUAAACUUUAAUCUUAAUUUAAAGAGUCAUUAAAUCUGGCUACCGAUAGUAGAUGUAUAAUUUUGGUUACACCGUUAUAUUAAAGACUGAGAAACGUAUUUUGUGUUACCAAAAUUGUUUCCUACAAAUAUUUACUCUCGAGCGUUUAUACAAACGAAAAAACAAUAAUGAUAUCAUGUAAAAAUGGACAUUUUUUUGUGACGAAUUAUUGCAAAAAUGCACAUAAAAGAUGCCAUUUACGAUAUGCCUCUACAAGUUUGAAUUUUUAUACAUAAUGAUUUUGUAUAGAGCAGAAUGGAAACCUACGAUAGGUCUGGAAAUUCAUGCUCAGAUCGCGUCGAAAUCAAAACUGUUUUCUGGAGCCUCGACAAAGUUUCAGAGUUUAAUUAAUUCUUGCGUCUCGCUCUUUGAUUGCGCGAUGCCAGGAACAAUGCCAAUAUUGAAUAAAAAGUGUGUAGAAGCUGGAGUAUUAACUGCUUUGGCUCUCUCUUGUAAAGUAAACGAUACUUCGACGUUCGAGAGAAAACACUAUUUCUAUUCCGAUUUACCUGCCGGAUUUCAAAUUACGCAACACAAAAAUCCUUUGGCCGUCGAUGGUGAAAUUAAUUUCAUGGUAUUUAAUCCAAGUAUACAUAAAGAACCAUAUUUGAAAUCAUCUAAAAUUAAACAAAUACAAUUGGAGCAAGACAGUGGAAGAAGUUUCCACUACGAAUCACUUGGAAGGAGUUUAAUUGACCUCAAUCGUGCUGGAUUACCUCUGAUGGAGUUAGUCUUUGAGCCAGAUUUAUCGAACGGGGAAGAGGCAGCAGCACUCGUUAAAGAACUUUGUUUGAUUUUACAAUUGAUAAACACGUGUUCGUGUAAAAUGGAAGAGGGGGCAUUGCGUGUCGAUGUAAAUGUUUCUCUGAGUAAACACGAUGCACCUUUAGGCGUUCGUACGGAGAUAAAAAAUAUUGGAAGUACACGCGCGGUCAAUAAUGCCAUUGAAUACGAGAUAAAAAGACAAAUUUCAAUUUUAGAAAGAGGAGACGAAAUUAUCAACGAAACUCGCUUGUGGGAUCCAAUAUGUAAGAAAACAAUUCUUAUGCGUGAAAAAGAAGAAAAUCACGAUUAUCGUUUUAUGCCUGAACCAAAUCUACCUCCUUUGCGUUUACACGUCAGUGAAACUGAAGAAAAUAAACAUAAUUUGAUCGAUGUUUUAUCUUUAAAAGAACAUUUACCCGAACUGCCAGAAGAAAUAAGACGAACGAUAAUGGAAGAUUAUUGUAUUACACCUCAUAUAACUAUUGGAAUAAUGAGUGAUUUUGAACUAUUACAACUGUUUUGUAAUAUAAUAAAAAAUGAUAAGAAUCGUAAUCCUACGUUGGUAGCACAGAUUCUUCUCAACGAAGUAUUGGCUUUUCUACAACGCCACAACUUGGAAUUUACAUUUUGUACAAAUAAUAUACACUAUAUUGAAGAGUUGGUCGAUUUAUUCCAAGCUAAAGUAAUAAACUUUCAAAUAGUAAGAAAGAUAUUGGAUCAAUGUCUCGAUAAACUGGGAAAAAAGCCAAUACAGGUCGUCGAAGAAAAUAAUUGGUUCUGCAUAUCGGACAAAGAAGAAUUGGAAAAAUUAUGUAUAGAAAUAAUCGAGAAAAAUCCGAAACUCGUUCGAAAGUAUAAAGCUGGAAAGACAAAAGUAUUUAAAAAAUUUUUACACGAAGCAACAAAACUUACAGACGAACGCGCAGACAUGGGCCAAGUUUCAAAAAUUUUCACAAGACUGCUGAGUUAAUUUCAGAAUGC
Molecule: messenger RNA, 1818 nt
Organism: Colletes gigas
Lineage: Eukaryota; Metazoa; Arthropoda; Insecta; Hymenoptera; Colletidae
Gene: GatB
Product: glutamyl-tRNA(Gln) amidotransferase subunit B, mitochondrial
Exons: 10
Coding region: 263-1807 (514 amino acids)
Biological process (GO): glutaminyl-tRNAGln biosynthesis via transamidation; mitochondrial translation
Molecular function (GO): glutaminyl-tRNA synthase (glutamine-hydrolyzing) activity
Source: RefSeq, a predicted model, not a curated record